GGGGGGUUGCCAGGCACGCCAGACAUACGUCACGAUUGUUCCGCUCUCGAAUUCGAUCUUCAGCACAUCUGUCAAGUGCUGGGACGGUAAAGCUGCGCGCACUCUCGCACUCUGCGCGGCCAGGUCAAAUGAACGCGACUGUACAGGGAGUGCCUCGGAGAACGAGUGGUGACUUGAUGACAUUCUCGGACAAUGGACCUGGCCUCCUCCGGGGGAUCAAAUACUUGAGACACCUGGCCAAUGACGGGCACCGCAUAGCGGUCCCAGGCAACCGCAGAAUGGAUGAAACGAAGCCCCAUACUUGUAAUCAUGCGGCUUCUCUCGGCGAGUUUUGCGAGGGGAGGCGACAGCGACUCUCGACUGCCACCCAAUCCUAGGUAAACGCCCAAGUACUUGGCAUUCGGGGGGGACUAGUACGCAGCCACAUCCAGUCCAUGCCCUGCGAAAUAUCGACGGGCCUCCGCCCCGUCGAAAAUACGAGGAACAAUGAUGUGGCACUUGGAAUAAUUCACAGCCAAUCCUGCGGCCUUGGCUGCGCGCUGAAGCUCGGGAACGAUGACUGGGAGAACCGCGGGCAGAUGUUGCGUCUAUCGAACCAAGAUAGUCCGCAAAGGCACAUGCCACCAUAUCGUGGCAACUCUUCUGGACGAGGGUGGCCUUCAGGAUGGGACUCAGGAUCAAAGCAAAGAAAGCGCCCGAAAGCGGUCACCCUGGUUCCACCCCUCGACGGGCCCAGAAGCCCGAUGGGACACUUGUCACCAACGCCGAUGCAUGUCCAGCCCCCGAAGCACAGCGCGACAGUGGUCCCGGCGAUGUACUACGGCACCCUCAUCCUCCUCAGCACGGCAAAGCUCCACGGGUGGAAGACGAACGGGAAAGUUCUGUAAAAAGAAGAGGCGUCCGCCUGCUUCCCGGGCGCCAAGGGCGCGCGACCAAGAGAAGGGGGCCGCGUCAAUUUCGAGGGCGUCGUCGAGCAUCGAACGACCGCGAACGCAUCCACGUUGACGUGGCGCGACUUUGUCAGCUGCGAGGGAGUUAAGCGGAUGGGCAAGCAGCGACGAGUAAACCUUGUUGUCCGAAUUCCAAAGAAAGAGCUUCGGCACCUCCAGACACAAGGUCGCCCUUCGGCGGGACGGCGGCGCGGCAGCAAUUAAACUCCAUACUAAAUCGAUGCUCAUUCACCAUGCAGAGGGAACCGUCGUGCAAAAACUGGCGAGGCAGAUCCGGGGCGUUCCUCCAAAUUGAAUAGGGCGCACCGUCAGGGCCAGGGGCAGCAUCGUUCUUUUUGGCGAGGGGGGCCGAGCAUCUGUUCGUGGCUGACCACGAAGUCCACACGCUGAUGCGAAUCAGAGACAUACGGUGGUCCUUGCUCGUCCAACGGCCCCACCUGGGCGAGGAACAAAUCAGCGGCGGCUGGGCCAAUCUGAGCGUCGUCCUCAGCCUCAAAGACGCCGCCCCAGCACUGGGCAGGCAUACUGGCCAUGAGGGCGGGAUCCGCGAUCGUCUGGCCCGCCG
This is a messenger RNA of Prorocentrum cordatum, 1515 nucleotides long. The record is from the annotation of a GenBank genome assembly. NCBI's taxonomy places the organism in Eukaryota, Dinophyceae, Prorocentrales, Prorocentraceae.